UGUGAAGACUAUAUGAGAAACGAACUUGGAACCCUUCUUCAGUUCCCUAAGUUAACCUCGCUGCUACGAGACACCCAGUUCCUGAGCUCACCAUGGUCGAUAGCGUGUACCGUACAAGAUCACUUGGUGUUGGAGUUGAAGGGUUGCCUGAUCAAUAUGCCGACGGGAAAGCUGCCAAAGUGUGGGAGGUUUACAUUGGAGAUAAGACAUUCAGAACGAAACAUUAUCGCAUGUUUCUGACUGGUCUCUUGAGAGACCACAGCUGUAAACACGUUCUUGAUGUAGCUUGCGGCACUGGAAUCGACUCAAUAAUGUUGUUAGAAGAAGGGUUCAAAGUGACAAGUGUGGAUGCCAGUGAUAAGAUGUUAAAGUACGCUCUUAAAGAGAGAUGGAACAGAAGAAAAGACCCCGCUUUUGAUGCCUGGGUUAUUGAAGAAGCUAACUGGCUAACAUUGGCAGAAGAUAUCGUAAAGCCUGGAGAUGGAUUUGAUUGUGUGAUUUGUCUUGGAAACUCAUUUGCCCACUUGCCAGACUUUCGAGGAGAUCUGGAAAACCACAAAACUGCCAUCAGGAACUUCUAUGAGAUGAUAAAGCCCGGCGGUUAUCUGAUCAUCGACCAUCGUAACUAUGACUACAUCAUCGAUACAGGAAGUACACCAGCUGUGAACAUCUACUACAAUAGUAAACAUAUUAAGAGCAUUCAGACCUCCGUGUUGUACCAGAGUUCUAAACCAACAUUGGUAACACUCGACUACACCAUGGACAUUUCUGACUUGGAGAAUACAUUUGACAGCACCGAUACUGCCAUUACCAAGAAAGGACGUUAUGCUGGAGUUACAGUCGACCAUUUCCGUUUAUCAUAUUAUCCACAUCGACUGGAGCCUUUCUCUGGCAUGCUUCGGGAAAUCUUUGGGGAGGAUUCUAAACAUAAUAUCUACGGCGAUUUCAAACCACUGGAUAAAUGUGAAGACGAAGCUCCUGCCUUUUACAUUCAUAUUAUUCAGAAGUCAAAGUGAAUUGUAAUUAUUUUGUGUAAUGACAACAGUUGUAGUGGAGAUUACAUCUCUGUGAGAUAAUAUUAAACUUUUAUUUUUUCAUAUU
Molecule: messenger RNA, 1101 nt
Organism: Limulus polyphemus (Atlantic horseshoe crab)
Lineage: Eukaryota; Metazoa; Arthropoda; Merostomata; Xiphosura; Limulidae
Product: glycine N-methyltransferase-like
Exons: 5
Coding region: 93-1016 (307 amino acids)
Biological process (GO): protein homotetramerization; one-carbon metabolic process; regulation of gluconeogenesis
Cellular component (GO): cytosol
Molecular function (GO): glycine N-methyltransferase activity; identical protein binding; S-adenosyl-L-methionine binding
Source: RefSeq, a predicted model, not a curated record